Messenger RNA from Phyllotreta striolata, 4202 nucleotides. The record is from the annotation of a GenBank genome assembly. NCBI's taxonomy places the organism in Eukaryota, Metazoa, Arthropoda, Insecta, Coleoptera, Chrysomelidae.
UGCUAAAAAGGCUCCUAAAUGAUUUAAAAGUGUAUACAAAAUUUCAUAAAAAUAUUUGGACUAAUAAGAAAAUUAUGAUAGAAAAAUGUUUUUUUUCUAAAAUUUUAACACCCUGUAGCUCGAAAACAAAAAGGUUUAGGACAUACAUUGAUAUAAACUUUUCUUCUUACAAUCAUCCAAAUAUUCACAUGCUGAAGUAUCGGCAUUCAAUUAAUUAACACCAUGUAUAUAGAUCUAAGUAGGGGAAAUAUAGGAGAUAUAGGAAAAUUCUAUGAAAAUGUUAAAUAAUUACUCGCUAAAAAAUAGGACACACGGUCAUAUUUUGGCAACUAAGGAACUUCUCUGUUCUUCAUUACAUCAUGUUCUCUCUCCUACUGUAUUGCUAAAUUUUUGCAUAUUUUGGCGAACUUCUGCUCCUCCGCCAAAAAUUCAAAUGCAAAUCUUCAAACAAAGGAAACGAGCAGAACUAAAUCUAAAAUUGUUCAUUAACCUUCACCUUUAAGGAAUAGAUAUUUAACGCCUAUCCUUGGAAUUGCACGCAAAUCUAAAUUUUGCAUUUGUAGAAACUCUCACAGAUUUGUGCAUCCAACUAUUUAGAAUUUGUAAUAUUUUACGAGUUUCUCUUUGUUAAAAAUUAAUACGAGUACGUUAUCGAACCCAUUUGUUGAGUUAUAAAAAAUAAAACCUUUUAAAAAUCCAAACGUAUGAAAAGAUAUUAUUCAAAAAAUUGGAAACGAAACAUACUGUUCCUCCGCAAACUUCGAAUAAGCGCCGGAUAUAGAUACAAAUAGGCACGUAUUAGAUAGAUGGAUAAGUACAAAAUAUGAUUGUCUGGAGGAUAAUGGGAGGACAACAACUCUAAAACAACAACAACAAAAAACAACCGAACAUCCAUGUGCAGAAUAUCGAUUGGGGCUCGCACAAUGGGGUAGUUGACCAACCAAAGCAGCACGCGGGGAAAUCAAUGAGAAGCCGUGGAUAACGUUCUGGGAAGCAGUAGAAUGGGGCGUGUCGAAGGAGAUACAUCGCACGCCUCUGUGAAUUUACGUAAAUAUCGCUGUUAAAACACAUUACCCUCUGUGCAAAAAAUUAGAGCUCACAAUGAGGUGGUUAAGUGAUCACGACUUCGGGUCGGAUGUGCAACAGUCGUAGCGAUCGAUUUUUAUAUUAAAAUGUGUCAGUGAACCAUAAUGGAAACAACUGUGAUUCUCUCAAGGACUUACUCGUCGAAGAUCGUUCCUUACAAAACGAAUUUCAGAAGUCCGAGAUUGAAGGCGCGCCAUGACGUCAAAAUGAUCGUCGAUUUCAAUCGAACCGUAUCGAACCUGACGGAUAUCCGGCCGAACUUCACGUUCGCAACCGACGGCAACAUGUCGUAUUGGAACCAAAGCGAUUUUUUCCACAACUUGACCAACACCUCCGAAUUGGAAUUCGACUAUCGAACGCUGAACAGCACCGACAAGGAGGAGCUGUGGAGCAGCUGCAAGGAGUGGACCCCGGCGCAGCACAAUCUCUUCCAGACUGCUAAUUUCUUCUUCGCCGCCGCCUUCUUGGUUCCCGGAAAUUUUAAACAGAGCGUUCUGUUAGUUAGAGCACUGUUGUCAAUUGGUUAUUUUUUCUUGACCAUAUGGGGCGGUGUAGAAGUGUGCGCUCCGGACAUUCUCCUGUGGAAUCUAAUCAUUGUGAUAUUAAAUGCAGGCCACACCGCCUUACUGACGUGGAAGUUUCUGCCUCCUACGCUGACUCUGGAAUUGACAGAUUUAUAUCUGAAGGUUUUCAAGCCACUCAGGGUGAGUAAAAAGCACUUUAAGGAAUUAGUCAAGGAAGCCAAAGUGAUGAAUUUAGAAGAAGGAGACAUUUACGCUGUGGAAGAUGUUAGUCCUGCAGAUGAAAGAUUGUCGAUUUUGCUCAAAGGAAGGUUGAGGGUGACUUGCGAUGAUACCCAUUUGCAUUUUAUAAAUAUGCAUCAGUUUGUCGACUCGCCCGAAUGGGAGGCCAAUCACGAACAAUCAGACGACGUUUUCCAGGUGACAAUCACCGCCGAGGAGGAUAGCGUUUACCUUUGCUGGCCCAGAAUGAAACUGGAGCGAGUGCUCAGGCAUAGACCCAAGCUGAAGUUCGUCUUGGAUUCCCUUAUAGGUAAAGAUAUAACGCAGAAAUUGUACGCACUAAACGAGCACCUGAGUGGCGUGAACGAAAAGAGGGCAAGAGGAGAGAAAAAUCGCAUGUGGGCUCGAACUCACAAUCGUAGCAUGUCUAUGGACGCUGUUAACACGGGCACUACCGGCUUGGUGCGAUCUCAAGCCUACAAUCAAUCUCAAAAUAAAAAUUCCAAUCGAUCGUUGGGUAAAUUCGAGACGCAAAACUGGGUGCCUCUAGUCGCUAAACAAUUUCCCGUUAAAUCUCCUUUCAACCCUCAAAGUUCGUCAACGAGCCUGAGAUUGCCCGAAGUUCACACGACUCCCAGCAGAAAUCGAUCGCUACGCCGGUCUACGCGGGAAGUAAAAUUCGAAACGAAGAGAAAGUAAGAAGGGCGCUUUUACGAAAAAUAAACGAAGACUAAGAUAUGUUUUAGUAGUAGGUUCGAAUGGUAUUUUAAGGCAUGAUAUGAGACAAAAUUUUGAGAUACUUUUUUUAUACAAAACUUCUUAAUAAGUUGACUUGCAGAAUAUAAAAAGUGCGUAACUUACACAGUUAUUAUGCCAAAGACAUAAUCGUUAUUAUAUAAACAUAUGAUAAAUUUUAAAUAAUCAGUUUUAUGCUGCGAACUGAAUUAAACGUUACAAUUACUAUCUAGGUACCUACUUUACAGAAAAUAUAAGUAAGUAUUGUUAUUGGCUAUAUUUCACACCAGACGAAUAUUCACAAGUAGGUAAAUAAAGAUUCAAAAAAUUACUUUUACUCUACAAAAUACACAUUUAUCAUUAAAACUAAUAGUUAAAUUGAUCCAAUUUCAAUUUUUUUCCUAUACUUAUUACUAUGUUACGAGAAAAACUGUGUAUCAGUUGGUCAAUUAAUUAUUAAUGUCUACGAGUAGGUUUAUACAUUCAGUGUAUAUUUAUUAUUGAUGUUGUAGAAAUAUUACGAUUAUAGUACAACGUAAAGUAGGUAACGAGUGAAAGGCUGUGGGUAUAAGGUUUUUGAAAGCAUUUCAUCAUUCAAACCCUUCGGAUAUUUUUAUAUUUUUAAUCACUCUUUCCUCCUUUUAUGAUGUUACGAUUUGCUUUCAAAAAUCGGUCUUUAAAAAUGGAAAUGUAGAUCUGUUGUUAAUCGGUGUUGGAAAAUUUGUUAUUUUAUUCAUUAAUCGAGGUGAUCAUAGGUUGUAGAACUGUAUUCACAACACUAUUUUUAGUAGUUAUUACGAAUUGCAAGGUGGUAAAAGUACAUACUGUGUUAUUAUACAAUAUAAUCAAAUUUUAUUACCUACUGAUUUCGUUCAAUUGACUGCGUAUUUUUAUGAUAAAAUGUUAAGGUACACAUUAUAUUAUGGAUGUUAUUAAGGAAUUAUAAGCUGUAAGGGCCAACUUAUAUUAAUGUGGCCUAAUUUAUUGACAAUUUUCACGUUGUCUAAGUUUAUUUGGCAUUAUUUCUGUGAUAGAAAUUAGAUAAAUACGUAGGUGUAACCAGAAUGUUAAGAAAAUAAUUAUUUCUGUCGAAUUAAUUAUUUUCAAAAUAUUCCAAGUACGGCAUGCCUAUUUGUAUGAUUGUACUAACAUGUAAUAAUGUAACGGACACUGAGUAAUUUGUGUAAAAAAUGAGACAAUUUCUGAGUAGGCAAAAGGGCAAACCAAAAUUUAAAAAACACUCAGGAAUAUAAACAAUAAAAAGAUAAUAAAUAUUAUUCGACAAAGGAAGGAGGGAAGAUUUUGAGUUAGGCUUGAGUUUGGAAAAAAUUCACAGUGUUCGUAUUGGAGAUUAUUGUUUUAAAUUAAAUGCAUCAUCCUAAUUGUCAGAUAAAUCUAUAAUAUGUAUUGAGCACUACGUGAUGAUCAUAGGCACUCUGUUAGGAAUUAAGCUGAAUUCCGCAAGUUUUUAUAUAUAACAAAUUAUCAUACUCCACAAACUUGCCUUCCACUAAAUGAAAAAUCUUCAAAUAUUAAUAUCUAUUGUUCGUUUACUGUACAUAUUUAUAAAUAUAUGAAUGUUAGCAUUGUUUAUAUGUGUAUAUACCUAUAUUUGUAUGUUUAUAUUCGUCGUGUUUA